AUGAGUAUCUUAUCUAAACUCUUCAGAUCUUGUCUCCAGGGUCGACGGAGACAGAGACAUAAACAGAAACAUGAGCGCGAUACACCGCCAGCUGUGCCGCCUAAGGAUCCUGUGCCUUAUCCGGGGAUGAACCCCGAUUUGGUGAAGAAGCCUUCUAUCCGGAUCGUGGAGAAGGAUGAGGAUGAUGAGGGGAGGCCGCGCUCUGGAUGUGGGGGUGGUCAUUUGGAGAAGGGAGUUGAGGCGCCGGUGAAGGUGUCUGAGGAGACUUUUGUUGCUGUUGAGGGGGAUACUGGGUUUGAAGGUGUGGAGAAGGAUGUUGAAGAUGAGGAAGGUGGCCAGGAUGAAGAGAAAGGGGAUGGUCAGGUCAAACAAGACAGCCAACAAGCACACUGCAUCCCCGAGAGACCGGAAAGAAAAAACACCGUCAAGGGACCCGAAGUGAGGAGCCGGAUGAUCGAAGACAUCCCCGAAGAAGCCGAUAAAGAAACUGAACCGAAGACAAACGAGCAGGAUGACCGAAAGGACACAACAGUCCCAGCCAAGGACGAAGAAGGCAUGCCAGCCUGGCGGGUUAGUCGUCGUAAAUCUCUCGUCGAAAUCAUCAACCUCCUGCAAGCUACUGCGGCGUCGGCGCCAAAACUAUCCAAUAUCCGACUCCCUAGUAUCCCGCCCAAAUCGCCGCUUCGCACGCGCGGGUCGGCGGCAUCGCUGUCUUCUUCUGUGUCCUCGGCCACAAUGACGGAAGAUGAGCCAGCUAAUCUGAAGAAGGAACGAAGGAUGGCUGCGGUGAUGUUUCGCGGUGGUCGGUUUGGGAACCGCAAAUCGGCGGAUGGGACGAUGGUAGCAUCAACUACGGCUGCCGGUAAAGAGAAGCCUCUUUUUUGCUAG
Molecule: messenger RNA, 888 nt
Organism: Aspergillus bombycis
Lineage: Eukaryota; Fungi; Ascomycota; Eurotiomycetes; Eurotiales; Aspergillaceae
Exons: 1
Coding region: 1-888 (295 amino acids)
Source: RefSeq, a predicted model, not a curated record